Messenger RNA from Neoarthrinium moseri, 867 nucleotides. RefSeq lists its product as uncharacterized. The transcript has a single exon. NCBI's taxonomy places the organism in Eukaryota, Fungi, Ascomycota, Sordariomycetes, Amphisphaeriales, Apiosporaceae. The coding region runs from base 1 to 867 and encodes 288 amino acids. The record is from RefSeq and is a predicted model, not a curated record. Gene Ontology annotation, molecular function: epoxide hydrolase activity.
AUGUCGACUUACUCGACCGCCACUGUAGAAGCCGACGGCGCAAAGGUCUUCUAUCGAUAUGCCGGCUCUGAGUCUGCGCCUGUCAUACUGCUCCUUCAUGGCUUUCCGUCGUCGUCUCACCAAUUCCGAAACCUUAUCCCGCUCCUAGCAAAAUCAUAUCGCGUAAUCGCACCUGAUUUUCCUGGGUUCGGAUUUACCGAAGUCCCCACUGGAAGGAACUACCAGUACAGCUUCGCCAAUAUCGCCAAGACCGUGGAAGCGUUCGUGGACGCCUUGGAACUCACCAAGUUUGCCAUAUACAUAUUUGACUACGGCGCGCCUGUGGGAUUGAGGCUCGCUCUCAGCCGGCCGGAGCUUAUUGCAGCCAUUUUCACCCAGAAUGGAAAUGCAUACGAGGAAGGCCUUGGGGAUAGCUGGGCCCCAAUUCAAAAGUACUGGGUGACUGGUGCGCAGCCUGAUCGAGAUGGUAUCCGGCCGUUCUUGACACUCGAAGGGACCAAAUCACAAUACGUCGACGGAUCACCACAUCCUGCAGCGAUUCAGCCCGAGGCCUACUACUUAGACCAGGCACUAAUGGAUCGGGCUGGAAACAAAGAGAUCCAACUGGACCUGUUCUACGAUUAUAGGAAUAAUGUGGCCUUAUACCCAAAAUUCCAUGAGUAUUUCCGGGCGUCUGGCGUUCCCGUGCUGGCUGUCUGGGGAAAGAAUGAUGGCUUCUUCAUACCACCAGGCGCUGAGGCUUUCGCACGUGAUGUGAAAAAGUUCGAGUUGCACUUUUUGGAUGCGAGCCACUUCGCUUUGGAGACAAAUGAAGAUAAGAUUGCUAGGUACAUCGAAACAUUUAUUCAGAAGUAUGGAAUCUUCUGA